Molecule: messenger RNA, 8679 nt
Organism: Branchiostoma floridae (Florida lancelet)
Lineage: Eukaryota; Metazoa; Chordata; Leptocardii; Amphioxiformes; Branchiostomatidae
Product: A-kinase anchor protein 13-like
Exons: 55
Coding region: 620-7180 (2186 amino acids)
Biological process (GO): regulation of Rho protein signal transduction
Molecular function (GO): guanyl-nucleotide exchange factor activity
Source: RefSeq, a predicted model, not a curated record
AGAUUAUUUGCAUACUCCAGGUAAGUUAUUAAAAUAUGGCGGACGAGCAAGUCAUGAGUUAGCAAAGUCAAUUUAUGCCUUAAUUUAGCGCCAUACCGGGUCUCACAGCUGGUUCCCACGUCGCCCAAGACGACCCACAGUGUCCUUACAACUCGUUGGAAGUGUAGAAACCUCCCGGGAGGAAGACUGCGUGGUUUUGAACAGGGAAAACAAGUUCGGCAAACUCUCAACUUGAACAUGCUGAAUGGUCGCCCGUUGGUAGGAACGUGUCAUGUGGACUGGAGUAUCUGGUGCCUUUCCACCGACUGGUGAAGUGAGUGGAGAUGUCUGAUCCAUGUACGAGUUGACCGACACCAGGAGUACGGACCUACGUUAUUUUUCUGUGCGACUAGAGGACGCAACACUCGAGUUCCGAUGAGGGAGGGGACCGCCACCACCACGUAACGAAUACCUUUGUGCACAGACAAUGUUUGAACAAGGAGUUUCCGCAAUGGAGGGGCGGACUGCAAAGGUCUAGUCCGGGACCUGGGGGCUGAUCACAUCGUACUGGCAAGUUUAUUCUUGGAGUAAUACAUCAAUCCUUUAAGGAAGUCGCAGGGGCACACUCACAAGGACUACCAUGGUCGAGAAUGAGGGAUGUCGUAUGGCCUUGUCACCCAGUGAGGCUCCAGUCUAUGGAGGGAGCACGAUCGUCGCUGCCUUUGCGGAAGACAGCCCGCUGCCAGAGGGGUGUGACUUUUUCCUCAUCUUCCGAGGCUCUCAGCAGAGACAUAUCACCAUCGCCAGGCAGCUCAACGCCUUCACAUUACAGGCCGUUAUACCAGACCAUGACUGUGCGGAGGUGGUGGAGGUUUCGGUUUGUGCGAGUGACAUAGCCCAUCACCAGAUCAUCGCCUGCAGCCUGUUUCAGUACCUACACGACAAAACGUGGGACAUGGCCAGAUAUCUCGCCGACAACGUGACCAAUCAGGAAUCGUUGGACUCCCCAAACGCGCCCCAUGUGCAGUUCGAUCUGGUCGGGGAGGACGUAGACUCGUUCGAUAUAGGGUUGACGAGUGCCUUCGAAAGUAUGAACCUUCCGCCGUGGUGGAAUGUACUUGGGACUACCACCGAGGAAGAAGACCCCCAGCCCAGGGAGACCUUGCUGCACUUCGCUGCCCGUCUUGGCCUACGGAGACUUGCCGGGUUCCUCGUGGAGAAACCGGGAGCAGAGACGGCCAUCAAGCUGGCCAACAAGGAUGGAGACCUGCCGACGGACCUGGCCAAGAAGACGGGACACGACGAACUGGCAGCGCUGCUUGCAGACCCUGACAGCUACCUGAGCACCAGCCCUGUCCCCCGUGUGUGGGAGACACGUGAGGUUCUACACGACUCCCCAGGGAAGGGGGAGGCGGCCAUGCUGAAGCGCCACAGUCUGGGCUCAGCCACUCUCUCCACACAACUCAGCACAGAGGCAGAGGCCCGCACGUUAGAUGAUGACAUUGCAGUCCUGAAGCACCUGGAUAUGUGGAUCGGACAGAAGAGCCCCAUGCCUGAGCCCGAGCUGGGGAGUCCGCCCACGUCCGUACGGGAGGACCAGGAUUCCUGGGAGGACCAGGAGGCAGCAGAGACAGCACAUUGGACUAGGGUGAUGGUUCAGUCAGGUCCUGCCACUAGAUACACCAAUGGUUCUCUGUUUUGUAAAGGUGAUGAACACAGUGAAGCAGACUUCCUGGAGGAGUCAGCCAGCGACACCGACCCCUUCACAGAGCUCCCCGCCGCGGGUCCCGAUGACGCGGGCACGGCCGCGGGCAUCCCCACCAUCAGCGUCACCCAGCCCACUCCCGAGAGGGACGGGGACGGGCAUGCCAAGAUAUUAGAUGAGAACUUAAGACGGCUGCACAACAUCAACGAAGGGAUCCAGAGACUUCGGGAGAUGAACAAGAAACAAUUUAUUGUAGAGGAGGUGCGGAAAGAGAACCUGUCCCGUCUCAGCUGCUCGUGCCCAGACCUUGCUGAGGGAGCCUCCAGCAGACAGGCACAGCUCAAAAAAGAUGCGACCAGGUGCACCAGUGAAUCCUCCAUGUUCCCAGUGAAGGAGGGACCAGAGGAGUCUGCAGGGAUGGACACAGACAUGUUUCCUCGGGUCGGGUCUCAGGAGCCGCUAGCCGACCUCAGAAUAGAGGAGGAGAGGGACAGGGAGGUGCUUGGUUGGGUUGAAGAGGAUGGAAAGAUGACCAUCGAGGGUGUGACAGAAGACAGCACCAACGUGGACAACAUCUCAGCAGACAAGGACUCUGAAGACGAAGAUUACGACAUCGAGACCAUCCAGCUGGAUGCGGUUGUCAUGCCAACGGCCCCGCUAGAGGAUGGAGAUGAUGGUGAGGAGGAGAAGAGAGGGGAGGGUGAAGAGGAUGGGGAGGAGGAGGUCUCAGCCUCCCGACCGUCCCAGUCACCAAGGAGACACAGCUGGGGGCCGAUCAGCCCCAUCCAGAUGUCUGAAGAGGACAAAAUGGCUACCAUGCUAAAAAGCCACAGCAUGAACCACCUUGAUCACGAGGCAGACCAUGUGGACAGUGAUGAGGAGUUCCACGACGCGAAGGAAGUCAUCACGCCCAACCUGCCCGUCACCCCCGCGUACGACGCGGCCCGGACCCCCUCCCCGCUGAUUCCCUCUCCAGGGGGGGAGGGGGAGGAGGGCGUUGACCCCACCGCGGCCUCCCCUGAGUCAGACAUCAGUGAGAGCGGGACGCUGCUGUCUGAGACGUCCACAGAGACAGGUAGCACAGUGUCCCCCCUGCAUCACCCCUCCCCUCAUCACGUCAAGUCCAGCUCAGCGGGAUCACUCGGAGAUCUCGGCAUAGACAUCAAGGAAGCCAUCGUCGAACUUGAUGAGGAUGAGACUCUGAAGAAGCGGAGUAUGAGCAUGUCUCCUGUACAGCUAGAGAAGGAGAUGUUGAGCUCCCCCGGUCUCACCAAGGCUGUGUCCACAUCAGCACUGCAGCAUGCUUACAUGGACGACCAGCCAGAGUUUAAGAAGCCAGAAGUGCCUCCAGUGAUGCACCCAAGAUCGCAGCACCCGUUUGCACGGCCGAUCAUAGAAGAGAAGCGCUCGCUAACACUGCAGGAGUUUUUGCAGGAAUUUGAGUUGCAGAAGGAUUCAGGGAAAGAUGCUGGGGAGGAGGAGGAUGAGGAUGGGGAUGAUAGCGAGGACGAGGAUGAGAAGCUGAACCGGCUGCUGGACCAGUCCAGCUUCAAGCGCAAGGCUCGCGUGUCCCUCACUGAGCUAAUCAAAGACACGCCCAAGACAACCGUUCAGGUCAAGCACGGUAGCCCGCCCGCCGUCCCCCGUUCGCACAUGAAACGACGGUGUUCCCUGCCCGCCGUUUUCACCAAUAGGGACUCAGGGUUCUAUGACACCAGCCCGUCUAACUUCGAGAGCGACGAAGAGUCGAGUCAGCGAGGAAAGCCUGUCCCAGGUGGCGUGGCGUCGCUGAAGGCUGAUGACAAGGAAAAGUCUGUCCGUAGAAGAUUCAGUUUCAUCUUCUCCAGCACAAGAUUAAAGGGAAAGUCCAAAGGAAAAGACAAGGAGUCUGCCAACACCCACCAGUUCGUGAACAUCAGUUUCUCCAACUCCACAGUCUGUGACAUCUGUGCGAAAACCUUGGCCAACAAGCCGGCCUUGCAGUGUCAGAACUGUUCCAUUAACGUCCACGAGAGUAACUGCCAAAGCUCCGUAACUCCCUGCCCGAAGGCUGGCAAAAGCAAGAAAAACCUGCCAUCAAAACCCAGCAAUACCGGACUACCCCCUCCGUACCCGUACUCUGGAGGGAAGGAGCGACCCAGGUCAGAAAUCAUCCAAGGGAACAAAAGGUAUGCCGGUCAUCCCAACCCAGCUGGCAUGGUGAGGGGCUACGGCCAUGGCAACACCAUGUCCUCCAAACCCGCCUUCCAGACACCCAUAAACAGUAAGCCCAUCAGUGAAGAGGACCAGGACACGGACAUGGCCGGCAGCCGGAUGGGGCGUCCCGCCAGCCAUGGAGGCUCCAUCACAAAUAUCCACGCCACCAUUUCGGCCUCUUUGGAGUCACUAGAUGAAGGUGCAGCUGGGGUGGAUGAGCUACAGGAAGAUGCUGAGCUUCUGUUUAAGGGGAUGGAACCAGAGACAUGGAGGGAAACUAUUGAUAACAAGACCUUGAGGAAACUGAAGUUGUCUGAGAGGGACAUUAAGAGGCAAAAUGCCAUCUAUGAAUUCAUGCGCACAGAAAUGCAACAUUUUAAAACGUUGAAAAUCAUGCAAAGAAUAUUUGCUUACGGCAUGUUGUUCGAGCUCCGUAUGGACCCCACGGUGGUCGACCAGAUCUUCCCAGCGCUAGACGACAUCAUCGACCUUCACACGACCUUCAAACAGAACCUCCAGGACCGGCGGAAGGAGCAGUCACCUGUGGUGGAGAAGAUCGGAGACGUCAUCUGCCAACAGUUCCAAGACGAGCUUGGUGAGCGCAUGACACUAGCGUACGGUGAGCUGUGCAGUAAGCAGGCCGAGGCCAUCAGCAUAUACAAAGAGUGGUACACCAGGGACAGGAAGUUCCAGAACUUCAUCAAGAAGUGCAGCCACAUCCCCCUGUGCAGAAGGUUUGGGGUUCCCGAGCACAUCCGUCUGGUGUCCCAGCGCAUCACCCAGUAUCCGCUAGUCAUUGAUGCAAUCAUCAAGAGAACCAAAGAAUCUAAACCUGACCAUGAGCCACUGAAACAGUCAAGACAACUAGUAGUGGACCUGUUGAACAGAGUGGAUGAGAUGGUUGAUGAUUACAACAGACAACAGAAGCUACUGGAGAUUUACAACAAGCUGGAGAAGGGUCAUGCAACAUUCAAGAACGGCAGGAAAUUCAGGAGAGAUGACUUGCUCCAUAACCACCGCAAGCUGAUACAUGAAGGAGUUGUUGGGUGGAAGAAUGCGAGAGGAACUGUCAAAGAGGUGACAGCCGUGGUGCUAUCUGACAUGCUGCUCUUCCUACACGAGAACAACCAGAGAUAUUCCUUCUACUCGCAGGACCAAAAGUCCGCUGUAAUUCCACUAUUCAAGCUGCUGGUGCGAGAAGUUGCAAACGAGGAGCGCAGCCUGUUCCUGAUCUCAGCAAACACAGUCGAGAUGUACGAGAUCAUGUGUGUGGACGGGAAGGAGCGCGAGACCUGGAUGAAGAUCGUCCGAGAAGCGGUCAACAACUGUCCCGAGGAGGAAGAUGAAGGCAUGAAGAGUGAAACAGAGGAGGAGAGAAAAAUCACAGAGGCCAGGACAGCCAAGAUGAACCAGCUCAUAGAUGAGAUGACCAACAGAGAUCGUGAGGUCAACCAUCACCUACAGGAGAAGAUGAAGGCGCUGGCAGGGCUGACUGAGCUGAUUGGGAGAGAAGAUAUUGCCCAACAGUUGAAGCCCACGUACCCCAUGGCCAUAGACACAGGCGAGGAGCUGCAAGCAAAGAAAUGGCUGCAGGCGGCCAUUCAAGAAGCUGAGAAUCUGAAGAACACGCUGUACGGCCCUGGUGGCCAUCUCAGUCGCAGUGUCAGCAGUGUAGGGGAGCACGGCAGUGGGUCCCACCUCUCACCCGUCUUACCCAAACGGAACAAGACCUUCGGAGGGUUCGACACGAAGGAGGAGUCGACCAACGGCGGAAGAGGUUCCUUUAAGAAGCGUUACCCCGUCUCCACCCUGAACGAUGCAGAACAGCAGAGCAGCAGUUCACCCGACCUGCCCAGCAGGGUGGGAGGGGCCAGUGGUGACAGACAGCAGCUGUCACACAGCAAGUCUGACAGCGUCAGUCCCACCGAACAGGAACACAGGUCGUUCAAGCUGUCGCUGGCUCUCCUCCAGGCUUUCUCUCUCAUCCCCCUGCGCCCCAUCCUCAGUCUCCCUCCCAAGGUCGGACUGGACCGGCGCGGCAGCAGCGGGAGUCGGAAGGUGCACAUGGAAGAGGACGGGCAACAGACGUCAAGUGAACACAGCUCUCAAGGGGACAUCUCAGGAAGAGGCUCGCCACCCCCGUACUCAUUGGUACCACCCAGCUCAGAUCACAUUUCCUCUGUCACCAACUUGAUCGACUACUUGUGUCGCCUCCAGUCCACCAUCUCACAGCAGGACACUGCAUUAGAAAGGUACAAGGUUCAGUUGCUGGAAGCGAACGAGCGGAUAUCCAAGUACCAGCAGGUCCAGGAGAAGGAGAGUAAACGGAGCGUGGAGAAACAACUGGAGGAACUCAGACAACUCCAGGACCAGUUGAGUCGAGAGCGGCACCAGUGGGAGAAGCAGAAGAAGAGGAAGGAGCGGGAACUGCAGAAGGAGGUGGAGUCCCUGGAGGAGGAGCGGUCCGAGUUCCAGCGCGAGAGAGAACACUUCCGUGUGAACGCGCACCACCACCACCACUCCACCAGAGACAUGGGGAACAGUGGUUCGCAGGGACAGUACCGGUCGGUGUCCAGCGCCAGCUACGGCGAGGAGGAUAUCUGGAUUGUAAGGACUACCGGCGAGGGGAGCGACAACGACGGAUCUUCUUCCAGUGCCUUCUACCCGAGCCCGGUUUCCGACAGCGGACUGUCAAACGAGACGCCGCCGGGCACGCUCGAGAGGCACAGCUCGACGGCCUCCCUCUCGCGCAAGACGAGCUCCAAACACAUCCACGAAGUGCCUCCGCAUCUCAUGAGCGCCACCAACCAGGAAGCAAUACGGCAGCGGCCGAAGAGCCCCCCCUUCAAGCAGCAGCUUCCCCUGAAGCUGGCCAGUCACAGCAACCUGCAGCAGCCGCUGGUGACCAACAACAACGUGCGGCCGCAGAGCGUCAGUCCGGGACAGCAGCAGAUGAUACCAAAGAAACUCUCCAACAACAGCGGGUCGAGCCUGCACUCCGGCGGCUCGGGGUCUAGUCUACAUUCCACCGGAAGCUCCCAAACGAGCCCCAACCGGGGGCCAUCACAGAGAAACUCUCCUCCGGGUUCUACCCAGAGACAUUCUCCCCCACAGGAGCAGCAACAGCAGGUUAUCCCGGGAAAGCUGGUGUCCAGCACGACCGUAGUGGCGCACAGUCGGACUCACAGCCUCCCGGCAUACUCGCAUUACGACCAGCACAGCCCGCCCCCACACAACAACAACGAGGAACCGCCGGUUACCACGCCCACCUCCCCGGAACAGAAGGUCAUCUACUUCUGAUUGAACAAGUCAUGAUUGAGUGAUCUGCAGCCAGACAAGUGUUGCAUCCACCUGCAAUAUGCAUCAUACCUGCUAGAGGGCUCUGCUGUCCUUGGAGAUAUGCAAAGAUUGUAGUAUGGCCAAAGCAAAAUGAAAAAUGGCAAAAGCUUCUUAGUGUUACUCCAAUAUUGUAUCAAAAUAAUCACUUAGAGAUGUGAUAUUCUUUAGAGAUGUAAAUAAUUUCGAAGUUAUAUAGUCUAAAAGUUAUACUGAUUGUAUUUUACUAUAUUCAUCAUUCUUCUUGUUGAUAUGAUUUUUUCGUUGUUGGAUUUGAUAUGUAAAUCAUUGCAAGUCCCUGCCUUAUUGUUUGUAUUUCUGUCGUGUAAGACAUGUAAGCCCAGUAGAGCUACUUAUUAUAAGUCAAAACCAAGUGUAAUGGCAACUGACUGCAGAGGCUAGUUUUUAUGCUUAAUAAGUUAUCAUUUAAUGGGAUUUAGUCUGUCCAAAAAACUUCAGCGUAUGUGGUUCUACUUCCGUACCAUAUUAUAUCCCAGUGGAACCAUAUUGGGUAUAUCCUUGGAUGAGCAAGGAUUGCCACAUGCUUAGCUUGUGUAUUUCAACUUCUAUGUGCCCCAUAUUACUACCGACAAAUUUGAUACCAAGUAUACAUGUAGGUCCAUAGAUACCAAAGUAUUAUGUACACUUCCGUUUAAUUUAAUACUUCACCGCAAAGACGAGGAGCGAUUUUAGUUUUCAAGUUCGUAGCGUAAAAUAAUGAUGCUUAAAGCUGCUGAAAAGUGUGUUAGUUUUGAACUUGUACUAGUUGAUGCUGCCAAAUGUACAAUGUACAUUCGCCCCAAAACAACUAUAAUACUGAGAGGUGUGCAGCUUGUGAUGCUUCCAACAUAGGUCGAGGUUUACUUUUAGCUGGUUGCCAUUUCUCAGUAAAUUACAUUGGAGAAAUUCAGCAUAUUACAGACAAAUAUAAAACUUAGAUGUGCUCAGACCUCUUGUUGUUUCUUCUGAUGACAUGAUAUGUUAGAAAUAUACUCUGGGAGUAAGUAACAAGAGUCAGACUCGGGUUCAAAGGAUAAAGGUCAUACGUUGUAUUGACCUGUGAUCGUAUACAUGUACGUGAAGGCACAUGUAUCCUCUGACAUCAUUAUUUACAGUGAUGUUUCCGCAAAUAUUUGUGUAAACAUUUACGAUAUACUGCUAGUCCCUAGGACAGGAGACAAACAAUAAGUGCUACUUAGUCUCGAUUUGUAGCUAUGAUGAAAUCUUGUACCCGAAUGUCUAGAGCAAUGCUGAGGGAUUACUACACCACCAGUGCCAAUAGCACACUGGAUGGCGGCAACGUAAACUCGGACCAUUCCAUUGUGAAUAUAGUAAAAAAACCUAGGUGCUCCCGGUCUGUAUGAUACUGUAAUUUACAAGGUAAUUAUUUGCUUGUGUGCUGACUGAAGGAAAAUCGCAUAGAGGACGACAACUUGGAUUGAUUAAAUUCCACCUUUAUUUCA